Messenger RNA from Penicillium canescens, 1593 nucleotides. Its product is annotated as DUF4238 domain-containing protein. The transcript is spliced from 2 exons. The record is from RefSeq and is a predicted model, not a curated record. NCBI's taxonomy places the organism in Eukaryota, Fungi, Ascomycota, Eurotiomycetes, Eurotiales, Aspergillaceae. Bases 1 to 1593 code for a protein of 530 amino acids.
AUGCCAGUCUUCACGAAGCAGUACCAUCACUUUAUCCCCCAAUUUAUCCUCAAACAAUUUGCAUAUACCGAGUCGCCAACCAAAAGUUCCGGAAACGGAGAUGGCCUUUUGAACCUGUUUGACCUACGAACCGGGCAAUUCAUCACCGAAGAGGUCAAAAGGUCAUGCGGAAUGUACAAUUUGUAUUACAUGGAGAAUGACCCGGAACAUAUGAGAAUCGAGGAUCUUUUCAGCGGCAUAGAGAGCCAGACGAGCCAGAUAUUUAUCAAGAUCAGAAAUGCCGCAAAGGAAAAACUCGACCAUGUCAAUAUCCUCGAGAAGGAUAUUCACAUUUUAUUCAAGUUUAUGAUCCUCUCCCUCCGACGCUCCAAGCAGUACCGAGACGAGAUGCAAAAUCCUUACCGUGAGAAUGACUUUAUGUUCCAGCGCCUCUUCGAGGCAUCGCGAAAAGAGGGUCGAUCUAGCGAUCCAGGAGAAGUCUGGCUUGAGCAAAUACUCUAUCUUUUGAAAGCGACCCACGAGGACCUUUUUGCAGAUGCAGAACAUCCUGGUGAUAGCACUUCUAAAGCUAGUGCGCGGACCUACAAGCACUUUGUCGAGAAUUACGCCCUUCAGAUCUGGCACGCGGCGGAUGGCUACGAGUUCUUUCUCAACGAGAGUCUCUGUGGCUUUGAGGGCGAUACCCAAUCGUUCCUGGGAGCAGAAAUAACCGAACACGGGCCUCAGCUCAUGUGGAUAACCACAGAUGACAUGAUACACGUCAUUCUUCCUAUAAGCCCGACACUUGCUGUCGUGUUCUGUGACGAAUCAAGAUGCUGGGAGUCGCCAUUCGCCGAUGCUAUAAUUCGACACGACAAGACCUACCCGCAGAACAGCUUGCUGGCAAAAGCACCGCACAAGGAUAUUGUCACUGGCGAGGUACCAGCCAAGAGGAAAGGAAGGAAACGAUGGCCCGCAACGGUAAACUGGAGAGUCAGUAUUGGCAAACUUUUACAACAGCACCAUCGAGUCAUCGCGUCCUACUCACUCAGUCAUGCUCGCUCAAUCGUCGUCUUCAACAGUAGAGCGCGAUUUGAAAAGGCUCGAAAGGAACUGGAAGUAUUUGCCAAGCAAAGAGAAGAAGUUUGGACGAGGCAGGGAAUUCGGUACGGUCAAAUGAGUGGGCAGCAACCUGCUCAUGAAACGACGGAGCUCAGUCCAGAGCGGUCGAACAGGAUGGUAGAUAACCAUAUAUCUGCCUUGGACGAGGUUCUACAUAUCAUAAGAGUCACUCAGGAAAUCCCACCGCGAAGCAAGGAAAACUCUUGCAAGUUCUGGUUCGCUUUCAAGGCUAUUAUAUCACUUGUGGCUGCAAAAGUAGGGUCCCCUGAGACGAUGCCCAUCAUGCACCCUGCUAUGCUAGCAGCAUUUGAAUCCCUUUAUCCUCCAAAACAACCAGAACAUAAGGAUCUUUUUAUCUUGGACUUUGCCGGGUUUCUCGACUACGUCAUGGGCGAAGCAACAUUUGCCCAGCUUUACUUCCGAAAUCGAACAAACGAUCUCGGAAUGGGUAACAAAGGUUUCCUUCCUGGCUCCAGAGCUCGAGAAGUAUGA